Messenger RNA from Formica exsecta, 2350 nucleotides. Its product is annotated as major facilitator superfamily domain-containing protein 6. The coding region runs from base 698 to 2302 and encodes 534 amino acids. NCBI's taxonomy places the organism in Eukaryota, Metazoa, Arthropoda, Insecta, Hymenoptera, Formicidae. The transcript is spliced from 10 exons. The record is from RefSeq and is a predicted model, not a curated record. Gene Ontology annotation, molecular function: transmembrane transporter activity. Gene Ontology annotation, cellular component: membrane.
AAACCGAUUAUCGUAAACAAUAAGUUUAAGCGAGCUACAUAUUUGACAUUCGUAUCUUUAUGAAACUUUGCAAAUAUUUAGUGAAUCGAAAAUGUGGCGUCAAACAUUUUAUUGUCAAAGUGAUUAUCGAGAUAAGACAAUGUGUUUUAUGUAACGACCGCUGCGUUUGAUAUCUACUUGGUCAUCUCGAACUUUAGAAAAUCGUCCCGCCAAUAUAAUUACGUAAUAGCACUCGUUCUAUCGAAGCGGUGUAAUUUCGAUACAACGCAUCAGUAUUUAGAUGCGAGAAAUGUGUUGAUUAGAAAAGUGUUCAUUUAGUGAAAAUUGUGACAUUUAAAACUUAUAUAUUAAAGCAGUACAAGCAGAAUCUCUAUAUUUAUAUGAGACUGCACCUUCUGUUCUUUGUGUCUUUUCUCUUUAGCCCGUCGAAGAAUGAAUACAUGUAUCUUUUACGUGUAGAAAGUGCGAGAGGUGUAGCUAGGAUGCAUAGAUAGAGUCGCGUGUAUUUUUAAUCACGCAUACAUAUAUAAAAUUAUUUUGACGCAAUUCUAGUUUUACAUUUGACAUUGCUUGACUAUAUGACAUGAGAUUAUAAAGAUGAUUGCACCGAUUUAAUAUUUCUAUCUACAUAAAAAUGUGAAGUACGAGGAUACAAAAUUUUUUGGGCACAUCAAUAUCUAUUUUUUAUCCAAAUACCAUGAAAAUCAAUUACAUACAACUGCCUGUAAAGGCUCAUUAUUUCUUUUUUAUGGCAGCUAUGGGUCCUAUUUUACCGUUUCUACCAGUUUAUGGCAAGCAAUUGGGCAUCUCACCAUUAAUUAUGGGUAGCAUAACUGCGAUUUUGCCUAUUCUAUUUCUGAUCGCAAAACCAGCAUUCGGCUUUGUCGUAGAUUAUUUUCGCGCCUGGAGAAAAUCGAUAUUUAUAGCAUUACUUGCUAUAACGAGUGGUUGUUACAUUUUGAUGUACUUUUUACCAGUAUUGCCGGGUCCAAUGCUACCAGAUCAUCAGUUUCAAAACAUCUCGUGCUCUUCCUUGCCGUCUUGCGAUAUGGAUUAUCAUACCUCAGCAAUGGUAUCGUGUAACGGUAUAAAAGAUACUACAUGUCAUUGGAUAUGCAAGGAUAUGAAUUUUUCCACGCGAGUAUCUUUUCAUACAGUUAGAGAAGAAGCAUUCAUCUCACCAAAUACUACAUGUCUAUUAAAUAUUAAUGAAACAUCAUUAUGUCAAAAAAAUAUAACAAAUAACUGCAAUGUUACCUGUGAUAAUUUCGAAGAUACUCAUUGUCUAUAUACCUCCAUUACAUUCUGGGGAUUUGUUCUUUUAAUGUCUCUUGGCAACAUCGGUUUUAAUGUUUCCAAUUGCAUAAGCGAUGCAAUUUGCUUUGACAUAUUGGGUGAAGGUGGACAAAUGGGGUACGGCAGGCAACGAGUAUGGGGUACUAUCGGUUUUGGUGUCGCAGCAUUUCUAGCCGGUUACACAGUAGAUUUGUGGUCGCAAGGAGGAAUCUAUAAGAUUUAUACACCAGCGUUUCUUCUCGUGUUUGCAUUCACUUGUAUCGAUUUAAUUUGCUGCAGAAAAUUGGAACUGCCACUCAUGUCAGAUUCGACAAGUAUAGUCAAAGAUGUAUGUGCGCUUUUGAAAUUGAAACCUAUCGUUAUAUUUCUGUGUUUCGCUACUCUCGCUGGCAUUCUUGAUAGCUUCAUGAUUUACUUUUUGUUUUGGUAUUUAGAAGAUCUUGCUAUGGCAACCGGUUAUAUGGGUGAAAUUAAGUUAAUAGAAGGUAUAAUAGUAGCCGCAGAAACUCUUGGUGGCGAGAUAAUAUUCUUCUCAUUGUCUGGUAAAAUAUUGAAGAAGUUCGGAUAUGGUUACACUUUUACAUUCUGCUUUGUAUGCUACGCGUUACGUCUAGGAUUAAUAUCUCUUGCACCAACGCCAUGGUGGGUAAUUCCUGUAGAAUUUUUCAUGCAAGGACCAACAUACGCGCUUUGUUACACGACAAUAGUAGCAUACGCGAGCGCGGUAUCACCACCCGGCACAUCAGCCACCGUUCAAGGAAUUGUGGCAGGAAUGGAUGAUGGUUUCGGAUUCGCGGUUGGUAGUUUAAUAGGAGGUAUCUUGUACAAGAAAGUCGGUGGUGCAAUCACUUUAAGAAUAUUUUCAAUACUCGCAGCAUUUUCCGCAUUAAUGUAUCUCAUUCUUCACAAUCUGUACUUAAAACAUAAAACACCAGACACACAAAAUAAUGUUGAAUGGAGAAAACCUGACGAUGCACAAAAGCAUUGUGUUGUAGCAGAAACAUAACGUUUUAUAUAAUUUUUCUUAUAAAUAAUAAUAUAAAAAAAUAAGAAA